Molecule: messenger RNA, 817 nt
Organism: Rhodamnia argentea
Lineage: Eukaryota; Viridiplantae; Streptophyta; Magnoliopsida; Myrtales; Myrtaceae
Exons: 4
Coding region: 182-574 (130 amino acids)
Source: RefSeq, a predicted model, not a curated record
ACGAUCCCUCCCGCAUGCACCCGAAUCUCUGUCUCGGUCGCUUGAUUCAUCAAAUCGAUUGAUUCUAGCCAGAAGGAACUCGGAUCGAUCGAUCGAGCCACGGCUUCUUCAUCCGGAUCGACGACUUUCGUUUUGCUCGAGCUCCGUCGAUAUACACGCGACACCAGCAGAUCUGCUGAAAAUGGCUGAAGCAUCCAAACCAGAAAUGAAAAAGGCUGUAUUCAAGAAGGUUUGUGAGCUCCGUCCACUUGAUACUGGGAUAAGUCUCACAGUGAAGGUUGUUAACACGAAGGUGGUUGCACCAAGGGGUCGACAGAUGCGAGUUGCUGAAUCCUUGGUGGGUGAUGAUACAGCCAUGAUAGUUUUUGUUGCAAGAAAUGAUCAAGUUGACCUGAUGGUAGAAGGCAGUACCUUAACCUUACGAAAUGCAAAGAUUGAAAUGUACAAAGGGUCAAUGAGGCUUGCAGUAGACAGAUGGGGCAGAAUUGAAGUUGAUGAACCUGCCAGUUUUUCCGUGAAGACCGACAACAAUAUAUCGCUGGUUGAAUUUGAAAUGUUGAAUGUUGUGGAAUAGGGAGUUCUUUAUUUAUUUGUCUGGGUAGCUACUUCUCCCUUCAUCGUAUCCAAUGCAUUCUAAACUGAUGGAACUUUCAUCCAAGUGGAUGUGGUGGCUUUUUGCAUCAGAAUUCAAUGUAAUGUGCCUGUUUGGGCCUGAUCUUUUACCAACUUCUUAGCCUAGAUGUGAGGCUUUUUGUAUUCAUUAUACAAUAAUAUCCCAUGAAGUCACAAGGUUCUUGCAAUCUUAUCAUGUUCCAAA